Molecule: messenger RNA, 1838 nt
Organism: Pan troglodytes (chimpanzee)
Lineage: Eukaryota; Metazoa; Chordata; Mammalia; Primates; Hominidae
Product: PRAME family member 8-like
Exons: 3
Coding region: 82-1506 (474 amino acids)
Biological process (GO): negative regulation of DNA-templated transcription; positive regulation of cell population proliferation; negative regulation of cell differentiation
Cellular component (GO): cytoplasm
Source: RefSeq, a predicted model, not a curated record
UGAGGUGAUCGUAUUUGGCCUUAGAGUGAUGCCUUUUCUCUGGAUUUGUCCUCUAGAGUUUUCCCUUGCAGAUUCAUCAAGAUGAGCAUCAGGGCCCCACCCAGACUCCUGGAGCUGGCAAGGCAGAGGCUGCUGAGGGACCAGGCCUUGGCCAUCUCCACCGUGGAGGAGCUGCCCAGGGAGCUCUUCCCCACACUGUUCAUGGAAGCCUUCAGCAGGAGACGCUGUGAAACCCUGAAAACGAUGGUGCAGGCCUGGCCUUUCACCUGCCUCCCUCUAGGGUCCCUGAUGAAGUCGCCUCAUCUGGAGUCGUUAAAAUCUGUGCUGGAAGGGGUUGAUGUGCUGCUGACCCAAGAGGUUCGCCCCAGGCAGUCAAAACUUCAAGUGCUGGACUUGAGGAAUGUGGAUGAGAACUUCUGCGACAUAUUGUCUGGAGCUGCUGCAUCCUUCCCGGAGGCUCCGAGUCAGAAGCAAACAGCAGAUAACUGUCCAGGGACAGGCGGGCAGCAGUCAUUCAUGGUGUUCAUAGACCUUUGUCUCAAGAACAGGACACUGGAUGAAUGCCUCACCCACCUCUUAGAGUGGGGCAAGCAGAGAAAAGGCUUACUGCAUGUGUGUUGCAAGGAGCUGCAGGUUUUUGGAAUGCCCAUCCACAGUAUCAUAGAGGUCCUGAACAUGGUGGAGCUUGACUGUAUCCAGGAGGUGGAAGUGUGCUGCCCCUGGGAGCUGUCCAUUCUUGUCAAGUUUGCCCCUUACCUGGGCCAGAUGAGGAAUCUCCGCAAACUUGUUCUCUUCAACAUCCAUGCAUCUGCCCGCAUUCCCCCAGACAACAAGGGGCAGUUCAUUGCCCGAUUCACCUCUCAGUUCCACAAGCUGGACUAUUUCCAGAAUCUGUUUAUGCACUCUGUCUCUUUCCUUGAAGGCCACCUGGACCAGCUGCUCAGGUGUCUCCAGGCCCCCUUGGAGAUGGUCGUCAUGACCGACUGCCUGCUGUCAGAGUCGGACUUGAAGCAUCUCUCUUGGUGCCCGAGCAUCCGUCAAUUAAAGGAGCUGGACCUGAGGGGCGUCACACUGACCCAUUUCAGCCCUGAGCCCCUCACAGGUCUGCUGGAGCAAGUUGUGGCCACCCUGCAGACCCUGGACUUAGAGGACUGUGGUAUCAUGGAUUCCCAACUCAGCGCCAUCCUGCCUGUCCUGAGCCGCUGCUCCCAGCUCAGCACCUUCAGCUUCUGUGGGAACCUCAUCUCCAUGGCUGCCCUUGAGAACCUGCUGCGCCACACCGUCGGGCUGAGCAAGCUAAGCCUGGAGCUGUAUCCUGCCCCUCUGGAGAGUUAUGACACCCAGGGUGCUCUCUGCUGGGGGAGAUUUGCUGAACUUGGGGCUGAGCUGAUGAAGACACUGAGGGACUUAAGGCAGCCCAAGAUCAUUGUGUUCUGCACCGUCCCCUGCCCUCGCUGUGGCAUCAGGGCCUCCUAUGACCUGGAGCCCAGUCACUGCCUCUGUUGAAUGCCUGCCAUCAGGGUGGAUAUAUUUCAAGCUUUCUUCUGGUCAUUUCGCAGCUGAAACCUAGGCCAUGAGUGCAUGUUAAAGGGAGCACAGACCCAUCGUUUCAAAUGCCUCCUCAGUGUGAAUGGGAAAGGAAUGAGGAUGCAGGAGGGGCAGGACUGGGGGAAAAGUUGACUUGGAGUGGAUGGGCUCUUUAGAGACCUGUGUCCCAGAGAAUCAGAAAUGGCAAUCUGAAUUGCUAGAGUGAGAAUCGGGGAGGAGAGACACAUGAGAGGGUUACCCCUGCACAGAUGGUUGUAAAGUAACAGUCAGAAAUAAAGGGAAACUGAGUG